Panicum virgatum (switchgrass) is the source of this 1915-nucleotide messenger RNA. RefSeq lists its product as uncharacterized. The record is from RefSeq and is a predicted model, not a curated record. The transcript has 3 exons. Lineage: Eukaryota; Viridiplantae; Streptophyta; Magnoliopsida; Poales; Poaceae. Bases 160 to 1632 code for a protein of 490 amino acids.
CGACGAUGAAAGGUGGAGUAUGGUGCAUGCCAUGGGGCGUGGUGAUUGAUUUGAUGUGAAGAGAAGAAACCAGUCUGCUUCCAUAGAAUCGUAAGCUCGGCUGGAUUUGUGUGGUUUACGGGGACUCUAGAUCUGGAGGAAAGACGCCUCUUUUUUUAUAUGGGCUUCGCCGGAACGAAGCGCAAAGGAGCCCCCUUAGCGUCGCCCGCCGUCUGCGCUGCCCGUCCUUGCAAUUCCUCAUCUGGGGCACCGGCGGCGGCGAUGGGGGGCUCCUCAUCUGGUGCAUCAGCUGCGAUGGAGGAUUGGAGGGAUUGGGCGUUGCUACUCCCGGAUCUGAAGGAAGUCAUCGCGGCACGCGUCCUGGCGGCGGACGUUGUGGACUACAUGUCGAUGCGCGCCGUAUGCACGAGCUGGCGCGCGUCUGCGCCCUGUCCGCGCGACCCCACCCUCCGCGACGCGCGUCUCUGGCCGCGCGGCUGGGUCGCGCUCUGCGACGGCGACGGCGUGCGCCCAGCCGACGCAUGCGAGGUCGCCUUCCUCCAAACUGCCACCGGCAGAUGCGUUCGCGCCCGCCUGCCGGAGCUGCGCGGUUACCGAAUCGUCGGCUUCACUGACGGCCUCCUCAUCCUGCUCAACAAGGACACCACGGCCGUUCGCGUCCUGCACCCCUUCACCCGCGUCGCCGUGGACCUCCCGCCCAUUGCCGCUAUCUUCAACUACAUGGUCAAGAACCAACAGUCCAGAGCCUGGAUGAGAGCUGCAGUGUGCAUGUCACAGUCAUCCGAUUCGAUUGCUGUAGUGGCAUGGUUUCCCAAUUCACCAGGGGUGGUGGUGAGCGAGCCUAGCUUCCCGUGCUGGUACAUCAUCAACCACAACAUUCAGCUCGCCGCUGCUGUUUCCUUCCAGGGCAGUGUAUAUGGUGUCAUUAGCAACGAGAGGCAGGUCGUACAGGUCUACCCUCAAUGUCUGAAACCUUGUAUUGCUCGUAUCCCCAACACAUUUGGCAUUCCUCAAACACAUUUGUUCUUCCUAGUGGAGUCCGCUACACGUUUGAUUCUUGUGCUUAGGCACUUUAACUUUGAAAAUAGUGUAGCGGGGUAUCGGCCUUGUGAGUUUGCCUUGUUUGAGGUUGACACAGCUGAUGAGCACAGGAGGCUUAAUCCACUGAGCAGCCUUGGUGACCAAGCUUUGUUUAUUAGCCGUGACCGUUGCCUUUCUGUGUCUCACAACAACCUGCAUUCUAUCACUGGCAAUGCCAUUUACUUCUACUCUGAAGAUCUCUAUCCCAUUAUUAUGUACUCUGUCAGCAGCGGCACAUGUGAGAUGAUAUCAACGUUGUCCAUCAUCCAUAACUUUAAAAAGAAGAUUCGUCCAUCUGUGCGACCUUUUACACUUGUUGAUCAUCUAUUCACCUUUUGCAACCAUCGCCACUGGUCAAGUGGACUCAUGUUUCAUGAAUACCAUUGCAUACCUAGGAGUUGGAAGGCUAUUUUUAAGAAACUCAAAGCCCAAGAUUGUGAAGUUCAGGUUAAAAGCUUGGAGGGUUCAAGGUUGACGAAUAAUACUAGCUUGUCCACCUUGAGGGCUUCUUAUAACAAGAAUUACCAUCCUUCACCCUCUUCCCUUGACUGAUGCCUAUUAGAAAAAAAAAAAAACAAAGUCAUAGUUCGCAGAAGACAAGAUGGGUGAAUGGGAUGAUUUGCUGAGUUGAGGAGUUCUCUGAUGAAAUUUUGCCAGUGUCACUCACCUUUAUGCUCAACUAGAUUUUUCUCUAUUCUGGUGUAGGCGAUGCUGAUGCUUCAGGGGAACUAAUGUUUUGUUCAAUUAGCCCAUUGCUAUCGUGGAUCAAACAAGAUCUUAAAAUUAAUGUAUCCCUUCUAGUACACUCAAGUCUAGCAGGUCCCUAAACUCUCAA